GCAAGGCACUAGCACCUGGACUUUGUGAUCAUUCCUUCCUGGCUUGCUAUAAAAGCUGCUGGACUUCACCAGUUGAACACAAGCAUUGACAGGUGGAUUUGCAGAUACACUUGCAAACUCAGGUCUAAGAGCCAUGAAGGUCCUUGUUGUGCUCGUCCUUGCUGUCUUCAGCGGCUGUCAAGCCAACCUGUUCUACGCUGAUGCACCCAAGCCACAGAUGGAGGUGAUGACUGAUGCUUUCUGGGACUAUGUUGCCAAAGUCACCCAGACAGCUGACGACACCCUGCAGAUGAUCAGGAAGUCUCAGUUUGGACAGGAAGUCAGUGCCCGUCUCACAGAAAGUUCCGACCUCGCCAGCACAUACGCUGUGAGCCUCCAGGAGCAGCUUCCCCCUUCAGCCCAGGACGUGAUUGCCAAAGUCACUGCAGAGGCUGAAGUGCUAAAGGAGCGUGUGAUCACAGAGCUGGGCACUGUCAGGGGGAAGCUGGAGCCCUACACUGAGGACAUGAAGGCCCAGAUCCAGCAGAGGGUGGAGCAGCUCAAACAGGAGCUGGCCCCCUACGCAGACUCCGUGGACUCCGAGGCCCUGAGGGCCACCCUGAUGCAGAAGAGCGAGGAGCUGAAGACCAGCCUGGAGCAGAGCGUGAAGGACCUGCAGACUCAGCUGGGGCCCUACACUGACGACCUGAAGCAGAAGGUUGACCUGCACCUGCAGGACUUCAAGGAGCGCGUGGCCCCAAUGACCGAGAAGGUGCAGAGCGAGUUGACUCAGAGAGCCCAGCAGGUGAAAGACAUGGCCACCCCCUACGUUGAUGAGCUGAGACAGAGACUGGACCCCUACGCACAGGACCUCCAGACUCGUCUCUCCUCCCUGUACAACUCCUUUGUCAAAGCUAACAUCUGUCCAGCAACCAUGAAGUCUGUAGCUCUGAUCCUUGCUCUGGCAGUCAUCACUGGCUGCAACGCCCGUGUUGUGCGCCAGGCUGAUGCCACCCCAAACCGCUGGGAGGAUACUGUGGAGCGUUUCUGGCAGUCCAUCCAUGAGCUGAACACCAACACUGAUGGAGUCGUGCAGAACCUUAAGGCCUCUCAGCUCAGCAGGGAGCUAGAUACUCUGAUCACCGACACCAUGGCAGAGCUCUCAACCUACACAGAUGACAUCCAGACCAAGCUGAGCCCCUAUGCUGACAUGUCUACCGGCCAACUGUCUCAGGACCUGCAGCUUCUGGCCAACAAACUGCAGAAGGACAUGUUGGACGCCAAGGAUCGCAGCACUGAGUAUCUGGGUGAGCUCAAGACCAUGAUGGAGCAGAACACCGAAGAUGUCCGUCACCGUAUCGGCAUCUACUCCAACAAGCUGAAGAAGCGCCUGAACAAGGACACAGAGGAGAUCCGCAACACCGUGGCCACUUACCUGGGUGAGCUCCAGUCCCGCACUUCCCAGAACCUCGACACAGUGAAGGAGCAGGUCCAGCCCUACGUGCAGCAGGUCAGCGACACCGCCGCCAAGAGGCUGAGCGACAUUUCCUCCAUGCUGCAGAGCCAGGCUGAUGGUCUGGGCAUGCAACUUGAGAGCCAGGCCGGGGGCCUCAAGACUCAGCUGGAGGCCACUGCCGAGGAGCUGCGCACCUCCCUGGAGGGCAAGAUCGAUGAGCUGACCGAGCUGUUCGCCCCCUACGCCACCAAGAUCCGUGAACAGAUUGAGAACAUCAUGGACAAGGUCAAGGAAUCUGCCUCUGCUUAAAGAAAGACUCUGAGGGUUUUUUAGGUGGUUGGGUUAGUAGAAGGAGAAAAUGUUUAAAGCACAGAAAGGGGUCAGUUGAAAGACACUGAUGAUUUCUUCAUUUAUGGAGCUCUGGUGUUCAGGGUUAGAAGGCUGAUGAGAGGAAGGAGGGAGGAUGAGGAGGUCAUCAGAUGAACAUUCUCUCCUCUGCAUCCUCACCCUCACUUCUUCUCUUAUCAACCCCCUUUCUCCAUGAACACGAGCAGCACAGUUAAUAGCAGCCUUUCAUGCACAAACAAGACAAUUAUUUGUAAUAUGCUUUGCUUUUUCUACUUUACUCUAACUGUACUAGCUGCCAAACCCCAUCUCCUUAAAUUUUACAAUCUGUUUCAAAGAUUUCAUUUGGAUGCAAAAAAAAUAACCACUGAGUUUGAGCCUCGUAGGCAGGAAACUCCAACCUGUAUCAUUUCUGAAUGAACCGAACAUGCACAAGUGUCUUUCAUUCCGUUAAAUGCACUGAAAUGUGAAAGUGAAAAUAAUCGGAACAGGCGGAAAUGUGUAAUUAUCCUGGAGCUGAUACGGAACCACUAAAGUGCCCUUCUGUCCGAGCUGUUUAUACUGUUGUCGCUCACACUGAGUUUAAGUGUAAUGCUGCCUGUCUGUUUCCUCAGUGUCCCUAAUGUUUCACAUGUCCUCCAUGCUGCUCACUAACUGCACACGGCCUGUGGCUGGACUGUGCUGAACAGUGCUGAGUGAAUAAAGAACCUAGAAAACAUA
Molecule: messenger RNA, 2500 nt
Organism: Paralichthys olivaceus (Japanese flounder)
Lineage: Eukaryota; Metazoa; Chordata; Actinopteri; Pleuronectiformes; Paralichthyidae
Product: apolipoprotein A-I
Biological process (GO): positive regulation of lipid biosynthetic process; cholesterol homeostasis; triglyceride homeostasis
Cellular component (GO): extracellular region; high-density lipoprotein particle; chylomicron
Molecular function (GO): phosphatidylcholine-sterol O-acyltransferase activator activity; phospholipid binding
Source: RefSeq, a predicted model, not a curated record